This is a messenger RNA of Protobothrops mucrosquamatus (brown spotted pit viper), 1752 nucleotides long. Its product is annotated as acyl-coenzyme A synthetase ACSM5, mitochondrial-like. Gene Ontology annotation, biological process: fatty acid biosynthetic process; acyl-CoA metabolic process. Bases 1 to 1752 code for a protein of 583 amino acids. Gene Ontology annotation, molecular function: fatty acid ligase activity; fatty-acyl-CoA synthase activity. The transcript has 13 exons. The record is from RefSeq and is a predicted model, not a curated record. Lineage: Eukaryota; Metazoa; Chordata; Lepidosauria; Squamata; Viperidae. Gene Ontology annotation, cellular component: mitochondrial matrix.
AUGAAAGUCCUUGUCAAGUGUUUUGGGCAUCUGCGGUCUCCUUGGGUUUUCCUUCAACAAGCAAAGAGGGGCUUAGCUUCUUUGAUCCCCUCAUAUUAUGAAGCUGUUAAUCGGGGCGAACAGGAAGUGCCCGAGUACUUCAACUUUGCAAGCGACGUGGUGGACAAAUGGACCCAAGAAGAAAAGGAUGGAAAGCGAGUCCACAACCCAGCCUUCUGGUGGGUCAGCAGUCAGGACGAAGAGGUGAAGUGGAGCUUCAAGGAGCUGGCUUUCUUGUCCCGAAAAGCUGCCAAUGUCCUCACUGGUCCUUGUGGCUUCCAAAGAGGGGACAAAGUUAUGAUCGUUCUGCCUCGUAUUCCAGAGUGGUGGCUACUCGUUCUGGCUUGUAUGCGAACAGGGAUUAUUUUUAUUCCUGGAACACCUCAGUUAACAGCUAAAGACAUUUCCUAUAGAAUUCAAGCUUCCAAAGCCAAAGGCAUUGUGGUGGCCGAUCAGUCUGUGCUUGCAGUGGAUUCAAUUACGGCUGACUGCAAACUUCUGAAAACCAAGCUUGUUGUGUCCAAUAGAAGCCGAGAGGGCUGGCUGAACUUCAGGGACUUAUUGCACGCAGCCUCUGGUGACCACGAUUGUGUAAAGUUGAGAAGUGAAGAGUUAAUGCUGAUCUACUUUACAAGCGGAAGCACUGGAUCUCCCAAAAUGGUGGAACAUUCCCACUGCAGUUAUGGCAUUGGAUUUGCAUCCAGUGGCAGGCACUGGUUGAAUCUGUCUCCUUCAACUGUUUUCUGGAAUACUUCAGAUCCAGGAUGGGUAAAGACUGCUUGGAGCAACUUAUUCGCCCCAUGGAUCCAUGGGUCUUGUGUCUUUGUGCAUCAUCUGCCCCAGUUUGAACCUACAGUCAUAUUAAAUACUCUGGUAAAGUAUCCGAUAACAACUUUCUGUACGGCUCCUACUGCAUACAGGAUGAUGGUUCAGCAUAAUGCCACCAGCUAUAAAUUCAGGAGCUUGAAGCACUGUGUGACUGGUGGGGAACCACUCAAUCCGGAAGUGUUUGAGCAGUGGAAGAUUCAGACUGGGUUGGAUAUCCAUGAAGCAUACGGACAAACUGAAACGGUAACAAUCUGUGCUAAUGUCCAAGGAAUGAAAAUUAAGCCAGGCUCAUUGGGGAAAGCAUCUCCACCCUAUGAUGUCCAAGUUGUUGAUGAGGAAGGAAAUAUUCAGCCCCCUGGGAAAGAAGGAAAUUUGGCCAUCAGAAUCAAACCCAAACGACCAUUUUGUCUUUUCUUGAGGUAUUCAGAUACCCCUGAGAAAACGGCAGCCACUGAACGUGGGGAUUUUUAUAUCACUGGAGACAGAGCGGUCAAAGAUGAAGACGACUAUUUUUGGUUCGUUGGCCGGGCCGAUGAUAUCAUCAAUUCUUCAGGGUAUCGCAUUGGUCCUUUUGAAGUGGAGAGCGCUUUGAUCGAACACCCAGCAGUGGUCGAAUCAGCUGUUGUCAGCAGUCCAGAUCCUAUUAGAGGAGAGGUAGUCAAAGCGUUCAUCAUCUUGUCUCCUGCUUUUCUGUCCCGCAAUCCAGAGGCGUUAAUCCAAGAACUCCAGGACCACGUGAAAAAAUCUACAGCUCCAUAUAAAUAUCCCAGGAAGAUAGAAUUCGUCCAAGAGCUUCCCAAAACAGCAGCUGGAAAAAUUCAACGGAGUAUCUUGCGGAAACAAGAAUGGAAUCAAGUCAAGCGUCAGCUCGACCUUCCCAAAUAA